CUGGAACAGCUUGGCAACUGGCUAUCUCUCUAGCAAGUAGGAGUGGACCAUUUGUCAUGUAUAAUCAAUUUGGUGGAGUAAGAAAAGUAUAUCGAUCGAGUAAUCUACGAUGACAACAAGACUGUAUCGUGGAAACCAUGAAAAGAACUAGAAGUGUUGAUGCGUCUUCACCUUUGAAUGGGAUUGGAAAACAAGGUAUGUAUUGCUAGCUAGCGUCAUGGACAGGUUUUUGAAAAGUUUUAGUAAGCUAGCUAAGUUAGCUAGUUACCUGAAUUAGUCGAGAGGGUGUCUCUGUCUGUGGGCUAACUAGUUAGCUAUUUGUCAUGCUUGCACGUAGUUCGUGUUAGAUUCGCUAGCUAGCGAAUGUCACCAGCUGGAAAAUGUAACUAGCUAAUUGCAUUAACGUUCGCUAAAAAACACUUACAUCAUUGACUGGUACCCAUUGAUUUGACAUUGUCUCCUUCUAAGUCUUUCAUCAAACAUAUGGACAACAAUACAUACUACUUGUACUUACAGGCUUCCUUGAAAUACAGGAUGUUAGGUAACUAAAUUAACUCAUAUUUCUAAAUACUGAAAACACACAAUUAUUCCCAUUUUGUGUGGCAAAGUGGCAUCACUAUCCAGUAAAGUGCAGGGGGACUGUCUUACAAAUCCAGGCAUAAGGUCAUGAAUUGGGCUCACUACUACAUUACAUGAGUGCUGGCUGUUGUAACUCUGAAAACGUGGUUAUUUUAUUGGAGUACUCCCUCUAGCCAGCUGGGUGUCUGCAGUUCAGUUUUGUGAGGGAUGUACUUGAUUGAUGGCCAUUAUGCCUCUCAGCUAUACUCGGAAGCGAUCUCAGGAGGAUGUUCUGGCUAAUGGCCACUGUGCUGCUGUGAGUUGAGGGACCUCAGCUGAACCGUUGUCAUGUGGACAGAUGGGGACUCCCGGAGGAAGAGGAAGGUGGCGGAGAUCUCUCAGUCCCUGAACUUGACGCCGGUGGACGUGGCGCUGCUAAGGAGGAUGGCCAUCAGCGAGGGGGGGGCUGCUUACAGACGAUAUCCGCUGUAAAGUGUGGCCCUGGCUGCUCAACGUGCCCACCGCCACCCUGCCUGAGAAACCAGGUGAGCUGCCUGGGCAGUGGGCACUGCUACUGACAGACCAUAGAUGCCACUGAGGCUACAAAGGGUACUAGACCACAAUCAAGUGCAGGGGCACAUAUUCACCCUUUCUCAUUGUCUUUUCUCCAGAGGAAGUAGAGAGGCAGAAUCAUAAGGACUAUAACCAGGUGCUGUUGGAUGUCCAGCGUUCCCUUAAAAGAUUCCCUCCUGGUGAGUGACACAUAUUUGUAUUUAUUAGGGAUCCCAUUAGCCAAGGCAGCAGCUACUCUUCCUGUGGUCCAUACACAUUAAGGCACUUACAUUACACAUAAAACAAAAUAUAAAACAGUACAACAAAUAACAACCACUACAUAUCUACAACACAAAAUGUAUGAUACCACCAUACAACAAUAUUCCAAUGUACGUGUGUGUACAGCGCCCAUGUGCGUAUGCGUGUCUGUACCUGUGUGUGUCUCUUCACAGUCCCCGCUGUUCCAUAAGGUGUAUUUUUAUCUGUUUUUUAAAUCUGAUUCUACUGCUUGCAUCAUUUACAUUUUAGUCAUUUAGCAGACGCUCUUAUCCAGAGCGACUUACAGUUAGUGAAUACAUUGUUUUUAUUUUAUUUAGUUUUUUUUGUAUUUGUAUUUAAUUUUUUUAUACUGGCCCCCCGUGGGAAACGAACCCACAACCCUGGCGUUGCAAACGCCAUGCUCUAUAAACUGAGCUACAUCCCUGCCGGCCAUUCCCUCCCCUACCCUGGAUGACGCUGGGCCAAUUGUGCGCCGCCCAUGAGUCUCCGGUCGCGACCGGCUGCGACAGAGCCUGGAUUCGAACCAGGAUCUCUAGUGGCACAGUUAGCACUGCAAUGCAGUGCCUUAGACCACUGCGCCACUCAGGAGUACAGUCAGUUACCUGAUGUGGAAUAGAGUUCAAUCAAUCAAAUGUAUUUACAAAGCCCUUUUUUAACAUCAGCAGAUGUCACAAAGUGCUAUACAGAAACCCAGCCUAAAACAGCAAGCAAAGCAGAUGUAGAAGCACGGUGGCUAGGAAAAAUCCCUAGAAAGGAAGAAACCUAGAGAGGAACCAGGCUCUCAGAGGUGGCCAGUCCCCUACUGGCUGUGCCGGGUGGAGAUUAUAACAGUACAUGGCCAUUAAGGCCAGAUUUCUCUCCAAGAUGUUCAAACGUUCAUAGAUGACCAGCAGGGUCAAAUAAUAAUCACAGUGGUUGCAACAGGUCAGUACAUCAGGAGUAAAUGUCACUUGGCUUUUCAUAACCGGGCAUUUAGAGUUUGAAAUAGCAGGUGUGAGAGAGUUGAAAAACAGCAGGUCUGGGACAAGGUAGCACGUCCGGUGAACAGGUCAGGGUUCCAUAGCCACAGGCAGAAGAGUAGAAACUGGAGCAGCAGCAUGACCAGGUGGACUGGGGACAGCAAGGAGUCAUCAGGCCAGGUAGUCCUGAGGCAUGGUCCUAGGGCUCAGGUCCUCCGGGAGGAGAGGGAGCGAGAGAGAGAAUUAGAGGGAGCAUACUUAAAUUCACACAGCACACCGGAUAAAACAGGAGAAUAACACCAGAUAUAACAGACUGACCCUAGCCCCCCGGCACAUAGACUAUUGCAGCAUAGAUACUGGAGGCUGAGACGGGGGGGGUCGGGAGACACUAUGGCCCCGUCCGACGAAACCCCCGGACAGGGCCAACAAGGCAGGAUAUAACCCCACCCACUUUGCCAAAGCACAGCCCCCACACCACCAGAGGGAUAUCAACAGACCACCAACCUACUACCCUGAGACAAGGCUGAGUAUAGCCCACAAAGAUCUCCUCCACUGCACUAGCCCCAGGGGGCAUCAAACCGUGGUCAUGGAACUAUGUAGUACUGUGCGCCUCCCAUAGUCUGUUCUGGUCUUGGCAUGUCUUGUGGGGUGUGCAUGCACACCUCAGACCAUGUUCUUAGAAUGGCACAAAGUCAUGUGAGGUUGUGUUUUGUCAUCAUUGUCUGUUUUGGCUGUCCCUCUUGAAUUUCACUUGUGUGAUGUACAGUGGGGAGAACAAGUAUUUGAUACACUGCCGAUUUUGCAGGUUUUCCUACUUACAAAGCAUGUAGAGGUCUGUAAUUUUUGUCAUAGGUACACUUCAACUGUGAGAGACGGAAUCAAAAAAAAAAUCCAGAAAUUCACAUUGUAUGAUUUUUAAGUAAUUAAUUUGUGUUUUAUUGCAUGACAUAAGUAUUUGAUACAUCAGUGCAGCAGGGAUUUUGGCCCACUCCUCCAUACAGACCUUCUCCAGAUCCUUCAGGUUUCGGGGCUGUCGCUGGGCAAUACGGACUUUCAGCUACCUCCCAAAGAUUUUCUAUUGGGUUCAGGUCUGGAGACUGGCUAGGCCACUCCAGGACCUUGAGAUGCUUCUUACGGAGCCACUCCUUAGUUGCCCUGGCUGUGUGUUUCGGGUCGUUGUCAUGCUGGAAGACCCAGCCAUGACCCAUCUUCAAUGCUCUUACUGACGGAAGGAGGUUGUUGGCCAAGAUCUCGCGAUACAUGGCCCCAUCCAUCCUCCCCUCAAUACGGUGCAGUCGUCCUGUCCCCUUUGCAGAAAAGCAUCCCCAAAGAAUGAUGUUUCCACCUCCAUGCUUCACGGUUGGGAUGGUGUUCUUGGGGUUUGUACUCAUCCUUCUUCUUCCGCCAAACACGGCGAGUGGAGUUUAGACCAAAACGCUCUAUUUUUGUCUCAUCAGACCACAUUACCUUCUCCCAUUCCUCCUCUGGAUCAUCCAGAUGGUCAUUGGCAAACUUCAGACGGGCCUGGACAUGCGCUGGCUUGAGCAGCAGGACCUUGCGUGCACCGCAGGAUUUUAAUCCAUGACGGCGUAGUGUGUUACUAAUGGUUUUCUUUGAGACUGUGGUCCCAGCUCUCUUCAGGUCAUUGACCAGGUCCUGCCGUGUAGUUCUGGGCUGAUCCCUCACCUUCCUCAUGAUCAUUGAUGCCCCACGAGGUGAGAUCUUGCAUGGAGCCCCAGACCGAGGGUGAUUGACCGUCAUCUUGAACUUCUUCCAUUUUCUAAUAAUUGCGCCAACAGUUGUUGCCUUCUCACCAAGCUGCUUGCCUAUUGUCCUGUAGCCCAUCCCAGCCUUGUGCAGGUCUACAAUUUUAUCCCUGAUGUCCUUACACAGCUCUCUGGUCUUGGCCAUUGUGGAGAGGUUGGAGUCUGUUUGAUUGAGUGUGUGGACAGGUGUCUUUUAUACAGGUAACGAGUUCAAACAGGUGCAGUUAAUACAGGUAAUGAGUGGAGAACAGGAGGGCUUCUUAAAGAAAAACUAACAGGUCUGGGAGAGCCGGAAUUCUUACUGGUUGGUAGGUGAUCAAAUACUUAUGUCAUGCAAUAAAAUGCAAAUUAAUUACUUAAAAAUCAUACAAUAUGAUUUUCUGGAUUUUUGUUUUAGAUUCCGUCUCUCACGGUUGAAGUGUACCUAUGAUAAAAAAUUACAGACCUCUACAUGCUUUGUAAGUAGGAAACACUGCCGAUUUUGCAGGUUAUCAAAUACUUGUUCUCCCCACUGUAGAUCUACAGACUAUGCAACCCUGUCAUUUUGUAUUUGUUUCUUUUGGAGGGUGUUCUAUGUGUCUGUAUAUUACUGCUUUCUUUAUCAAAGCAGCAGCUAUCCUAGCGGUUAGAGCGUUGGGCCAAAAACCCAAAGGUUGCUAGUUCGAAUCCCCAUGCUGACAAGGUGAAACAUCUGCCGAUGUGCCCGUGAGCAAGGCACUUAACCCUAAUUGCUGCAAUGUUGCUGUUGGUAAUGGCGGACCCUGCCUGUGACCCCACUCUCCGAGGGUGUCUCGGGGCCUUGGAAUAUGCAAAAACACAUUGACAAAUAUAUGCACCCACCAAAUUAUUAUUAUUUAGGAAGUCCCAAAAUGGAGAAAGAAUAAUCUGAUUUACUGGGCUCUUUGAAAUUCAUUGGAAUUCUGCCAUGCUUGUUUCUCGGCCCGGGAAAGUUUGGUCAUUUUUGUCAGAAAGGGCAUGACUGUCUUGUGGCGAAAUCCUGCACGGAGGCUUCACCGUGCGCUGCCACUUUAAGAGCGCAGCAGCAGUCGGGAAGGAGGAAAUAAAGAUGGCUCUUCCGGCUCUGUGUAGGGGCCCUCGGUUAGCGCCGCAGUUUUGACGGCGUGUGCAACUCUGCAGAAGUCUUGUGUAGUUUCAGUGUGCUUAGUUUAUAAAAGUUAUACGUUUGAUCGCCUUUAUAGAGCUACUCCUGAUGCGUUGAACGGUUCCAAUCUUCUGAUCACAUGGAUUACUAGCAACAUUGUUGCAAGCUUUUGUCAAACAAACAACCAAGGAUUGUGUUGGAUGGACGAAUGCAUGUUCAAGCCUGGAUGCAACUGCUAAGCCCAUCUCUCUUUAUCUCCUUCAGUUCUUUACACUGAAUACAUUUCUCUCUUUGUGCUGCGAUUCCUUUUAUGUUUGGUGAACUAAUAAUGCACUGUAGGACUGUUUGACAUUUUAGUUAAAGGGAGGUUGCGUGAGUUUGUUUAUUGUUUGAACUGUAUUGAUUUUGUGUGGGACUAUUGACAUUUGGCCAAGAAGAUUUUUGGACAUUUUAAGGCCUUCUUUGUUUUGUCUAUGAACACACCCAUUAAUACCCCCCUCACUCCUCCACUGGGAGGUAAUACAGAAUAUUGCAAAUUCUCUAAGGUUUAUGACUGGGUUCUUUCUUGUCAAUUGUAUCUAUGAAGUUGCCUUUGAAUUGCUCUACCAUUAUUCUUGUAUGAGGUAUUAUUGGUCGGGUUACCCCUGUGCUGUAACUUGUGUUUUAGAUGGUGUGUCUUAUCCUUUCUGUCCACUGGCUAUCUGGCGAACAGGCUACACUCUAGGCAGUCUGUUCUGCUGGUGUGUGUGUGUGUCUGGUAGCGUUACUAUCUAUCUUACUCUUUUCCUUUCGGCAGGGUUAAUACCUGCCUGGCAUUCGAAACAAAAAUCUUUAUCUUUACCAUUCUCUAACAAUACCGCUAUAGAACUAGCGCCCGAACAGGGACCCCUGGAGAAAAGCACCCAUGGUUGUAUAAUACAGAAUCCUACCGUGGGAGCUGCCUGCUUAACUCCUAUAGUCUUCUGUUGACAUCAGUACAUAAUAUGCAUAAAGGCCAAGUUAUACAUUUACUUUCUUUAGUUAGGAUUUGGCCCAUAAUGAGGAAAUCAGCUGGGCCUUUUGACUUGUGACCUUUGACUUUUGACCCCUCUCCAUGUGUAGGCAUGCCAGACGAGCAGCGUGAGGGCCUCCAGGAGAAGCUGAUUGAUAUCAUCCUGCGGGUGCUGGGGAGGAACACCCAGCUGCACUACUACCAGGGCUACCAUGACAUCGUGGUCACCUUCCUGCUGGUGCUAGACGAGCGUCUGGCCACCGCUCUGGUGGAGAAACUCUCUACGCACCACCUCAGGUGGGUCUCUGUCUGUUUCGGUGUUCCCUUCCCACAGGAGCUUGGCUUUAAAAUAGGGGUUAAGUACAUAUUACAUAUUAGUCAUUUAGCAGACGCUCUUAUCCAGAGCGACUUACUGUUAGUGCAUACAUUAUUUUAUUUUUUUACUUUUUUUUAUACUGGCCCCCCGUGGGAAACGAACCCACAACCCUGGCGUUGCAAGCGCUCUACCAACUGAGUAGAAGGGGAAUCCAUUUUGAAAAGCGAACGUAGCCGGUUGUAGAAUAACAGUUUGUUUGAGCUUUUGUAGUGUGUAAACUGCACACAGUUGGCCAGAUGAGUCAUCCUAAACAGUUGCUAGUGGAGACAAGACAUAUCUUGAAGCAUUUCAUUUGAAUUACACACACAGUGCUACUUUCUAUGUUUAUGACUGACAAACUGUCAUGUUGAUUCUCUAAUCCUGGUUCAGUUUGUCAUGUGUUGUGGUCCUCUGCUGUUCGUUUACUGCAGGGACUUUAUGGACCCCACCAUGGACAACACUAAACACAUCCUUAACUAUCUGAUGCCAAUCAUCGAGAGGAUCAACCCAGAGGUGCAUGACUUCAUGCAGCAGUAAGAAUAUUUUCUCUUGUUCUGUUAGUACAAUCAGUAAUUUGUCAAAUAACUAAUGAGCACAACUAAUGAAGAUACAAUACCAAUAAUUUGACUAAUCACUUAUGUUGCAUUGAAUGUGUCUCCAGGGCGGAGGUGGGCACCAUCUUCGCCCUUAGCUGGCUCAUCACCUGGUUUGGCCACGUCCUGUCAGAUUUCCGCCACGUCGUGCGGUUGUAUGACUUCUUCUUGGCCUGCCAUCCUCUGAUGCCAAUCUACUUUGCUGCUGUGGUGAGUGUCCUCUUUUUGGGACUAAAGUGACCCCAAACAUAACCCUAUUUUUUUCCUUUUGUCAGGGGCUAGAUCAGAUAUUUAGAAAUGUGGAUGUAGCCAUUCUUGGAGUUCAAAUGUGCCUCACAAAUCGAGUAUGUUUUCUUAUGAAAAACAUAUAUAUUUUUUGCAGCAGAGCUUAGCUGACCACUUAUGCGAGGACUGAGUUGGGGAAACCCUGGCAUAGGCCAUAGACCGCAUGCUGUUAACUGGUUGUUGUAUUGUGUGUGUGUGUGUGUGUGUGUGUGUGUGUGUGUGUGCACUAUUUGGUCGGUGGCUAUUCCAGAUUGUGCUGUACCGGGAGGAGGAGGUGUUGGACUGUGAGUGUGACAUGGCGUCGGUCCACCACCUCCUGUCCCAGAUCCCCCAGGACCUGCCCUACGAGACACUCAUCAGCCGCGCAGGAGACCUCUUUGUACAGUUCCCCCCCUCCGAGCUGGCCAGGGAGGCUGCCCAGCAGUACAGUCAACAGUAAGACUGUCUACCUCAUCUCUCGCUUGUCUCUUUUUGUCACGUAGUUGCCUAUGGGUUCCCUCUCCCCCCACCCCCACAGAUCCUCUACCUCCUCCUAUAUCUCCUGUCUUUCUCUUCCCCCCUCCCUCUCCUCCCUGCUGUUGUGAGUCACAUUCCCUCAUUAACACUCUCGGGUGAGAUAGUGUGAUCUGACAGUAACCUUCAUCUCCCCUGACAGGUGAACUGACGCUUUAAUUACCUGACACUAAGAUGGCUGGUGUUAUUGUUUUCCUUGGUCUCUCAGGACAGCAGCCUCCACCUUUAAAGACUUUGAUCUGGCCUCAGAGCAGCAGCGGCCCGACUCAGUGCUGCGAAGGCGGCGGAGGGAGAAGCAGGCGCUGGAAGGAGCGGCUGCAGGGGCCAUGGUGGCGACGGCCCAACCCACCGCGGCCCGACGCUUCGUCCGACUGGCCGUCAUGGGGCUCACUGUGGCCCUGGGGGCAGCUGCCCUCACCCUGGUCAACACAGCCCUGGAGUGGGCGCCCAAACUGGACCUGCAUCUCUUCCCCUGAGCGAGAGGGGGGACUUAGAGGGGAGAAGAGGGGGCUGACGUACAGACUUAAACUGGGCGGCUAUUACAGCAGAAGCCGUCCAUGAGAGGGAGAGAAAAUAGAGAUCUUUGUGAAGAGAAUAUGGAGUUCUGUUCCACCCUAUUAUGAAGGAUGAGAAUGGAACAGAGACUUGACUGUUGACUUUGUCUUUAAAUUAUAUUUGUAAAUAAAAUAACUGGAUAGUGAUAAAUGUUGUGCUCAGAGGGAUUAAGCUAUUUAUGUGAUGGCAAGCGGCAACUAGUAUCGAAGGCUUUGGGUUACUAGGUUGAAGAGUAGUCACUGGGCUCAAACUGAUGCCAAUGAAGAGCGUGUGUGUGUGUGUGUGUGUGGUUGUGUCCGAGAUGGCACCCUAGUCCCUAUGUAGUGCACUGAAUAGGG
This is a messenger RNA of Coregonus sp. 'balchen', 8846 nucleotides long. The record is from the annotation of a GenBank genome assembly. Lineage: Eukaryota; Metazoa; Chordata; Actinopteri; Salmoniformes; Salmonidae.